Molecule: messenger RNA, 1647 nt
Organism: Schizophyllum commune H4-8
Lineage: Eukaryota; Fungi; Basidiomycota; Agaricomycetes; Agaricales; Schizophyllaceae
Exons: 3
Coding region: 1-1647 (548 amino acids)
Source: RefSeq, a predicted model, not a curated record
AUGUCUGCUAUUCAAGUCCUCGCCGUCGAUGCUCGUGCCGAUGACGGCCGUGGCAAUCAAGUGUCUGUCGCAGGCGACAGUGUGGCUACAAAGGGCCGGCCAGUCGAAUGCACGACCGUCCUCAAUCUGAUAGGCGCCGCGCAUUCCGGAGCCAAUGAACCGCCCAAGGAGACUGAUCUAACGACACAUUCUUCUGGCGUGGAUGCUGACGCCGCUGUUAAGGUCGACUCGUGCGCUCCAACGAAACACGCGGUAGCGCCUCCUGCACACAAUGGAGAGCCUGAGAUCGUCGUCGGCACCCCAACACGAGAGCAGAUUGAACGCACACCAACCGGAAGCGCAGGAUCAUCUGACGAUGAGACCUCCGCCAGCGACAGUGACAGCGAGCAACACGGCACGGAGCGGGCCAUCACCCCAGCCACAUCUGUCGAGGAAGAGCCUGGACUGCUCGACAGUGUUGUCCCGGUCUGCGACAUCGUCCCUCUUCUACAGGACACGGGCGAGUCGAUGCCUCGGGACAAGCUCUUCGCCAUGGUCGACGAGCUUGAGCAUUACGAAUGGGCUAGCGACUCGCUCUUCCACCCCAGUCGCCUUCCGCCCACGCACCCACUUCUGCCCUUCGACUCCGCUGCAUCACACCCCAACCUCGAAGCGCCCCUUCGCGCCUUUCCGACCACGCUCGUCGUCCACGAUCCAUCGAACGUUCUCCCUGCAAGUCGGCAUGAGAUCGUCGAUAGCUGGACAUCCAAAUACGACUGGGUCGACGAAGACGAUGUCCUUCAUGUCUAUCGCCUGCACAUCGGUGAUGCUGGAAAGGCAUCCGCUGAAGAGCGCGUGGCGCACUUGUACCUCGCAAAGGACAAGAAGCACGGUACGGGACAUCAUUCCUUCGUAUACCAGGCUGAGCUCGACGUCGCACGCACGCUGCUGCCCGGCUAUCGCCCUGAGUCCAGCACUCCCUCUAUCGUGACCGAUGCCCAGCAAGAGACUCUCGCCGCUACCUUGCCCCUUCGGGACCCCGAAUUUGCGGGCGUCCCCGGCCUCGAGCCGCCCAUCGCGCGCGUCUGCGUCGCCGCGAAGCUUUCCAUCCGCGGCGACGAGCAUCUUGCGCACGAGGCUCUCAUGUACACGCGUUUUCCGCCCGAGCUGGCGCAGCAUCGCAAGGGGACCACGCACCUCAAGGAGCUCGACUACGAGAUGCCCCUCGGUGCUGUCAUCCCGCAGUUCUUUGGGUACUAUGUAUCGGUGGAGAAGCCCAAGGGUGGUAAGUAUCUGAGUCCGAUUAUGCUCGUGGAGUCGUGCGGAACGCCUGUCUGGGGGAGGAGCUUGAACAGGCUCGAAAAGCAGACUACCGCCAGCCUCUUCCUGCGCAUGCACGAAGUCGGUUUCGUGCAGAACUCCGAGUUCCCCCGCAACGUUCUCAUGCAAGCAGGUCCGCUCAACGUCCCACCCGCCCAGCGCCACCGCUCUACCCCAAGCUUCAGGCUCAUCGACUUCGGGCGCACCGUCGACAAGGCCGAGUUCGACAGGGCCAAAAGAGGCGACACGAAGGGCACGCGCCCAUUCAUAACGUCUGUGAAUGAGAGUGUCAGCUUCUACUCCCUUCGUGAGGCGGCCUGGCGAUGGGUGAAGUGUACGUUUAUGUAG